UGAUGUUAUAAGGACCUAUGUGUAAAGUGGAAGAGAUAAAGAGAAGAUAAAGGGCUGUGGUGGAAUUGACCAAGCCAAAAGAAAUUUCCCCCAAUUACAACAUGGUAUACAGAGCUAGGAUUAGGGUUAUCACCGGAGCUUGCGCGGCGGCCGGCGCGUGAGGCUGCGGCGCAGGCGCGAGGCGGCACUGCGGCGGGGCAAGGCGCUGCGUGAGGUCGUGCGGUCGUGUGCAGGUGCGAGGCAGCACUGCGGUGCAGGCGCGCGAACGGGCGUGGCAGUUGGCCGGCGCAGGGCCUCACGCAGGAGCCGCGCAGCUGGCGUGCGACGCGGCCGACGCAUGGGCGAGCUGCAGCAGCGCAGGCGGCUGGGCGUGUGUGCGAGCGCUAGGCGAGUGUGGGCCGCUGCGAGUGUCCACCGCCGAGGGCUGCGUGCCUUCGUGUUUUAGCUGCUGGUGCUGGUGUGUGCCUGCAUGUGCGUGUGCAAUGCCUGUGUGGAGCAGUGAUGACGUGAUUGGCUCUCUCUGAUGGUGAUUGGUUGCUGCGUAUGAAGGCUGCAAGUUUUUAAUUGGUUGCUGGUGGCGAUUUUUGCUUUGGAGUUUGGAUAAGAAGACUAGUUUGUUGUACUUGUGCUGCUUGGUGGUAUAUUUGGGCAGCUGAUUUUUGGGAAGAAGCCUGGUUCGUGUGGUGGUGUGGCGUGUGAAGAAGUUGUAGGGAAGAUGAAAAUGGAGGGCAAAUUGAAGGCAAAAGUGGAGGAAUUGAAGCCCUUGAGUGCUAAGAAGACAGAGAUGGAAUUUAUGGUUCGAUUUUUGAAGGCAGAGAUUAAAGCUAGAGCAGAGUCAUUGGAGGCGAGGUUGGUGGCUGCAUUGGCUGAGGAAGGAGAAUUGGAGGAUGAUCUGUUAGCGAAGAAGAGGGAGUGUGAUUUGGUGAAGGAGAAGGAAGAGAUUUCUAUCACCACCACAGCUGAUCCUGCAGCUGUCAUAUGUAACUUUGGUAACUGCGCCAACUAUGCCCACAUGGGCGAAGGAGAGGGGGACUGGGAGAGUGAUUGGGACUGGAGUCAGGCGUGAUGGGUUGUGGUUUGUCAAUCAUCAGGAGUCAGCAUUGACGACAACUGUUGAAGGAGAUGUGAAGAAAAUCCUGCUACUCCAUCGUCGGUUAGGACAUGUGCCUUUUGAGAGUUUGAGCAAAUUACACUCUGAUGUUUUUAAGAAGGUAGACAGAAGUAAGCUUCUAUGUGAUGCAUGUGAACUUGGCAAGCAUACAAGAUCAGUUUACCCGAACAUUGGUCUUCGUAGCCGCAAACCCUUUAUGUUACUCUGAUGUUUGGGUCCCUGUUCAGUCACAUCAGUAAGUGGAUUCAAGGGAUUUGUCACCUUUAUUGACUGUUAUACCCAUAUGACAUGGAUCUAUAUGAUCAAGGGUAAGAAUGAAGUUCCCCAAUGCUUCCAA
Messenger RNA from Panicum virgatum (switchgrass), 1448 nucleotides. RefSeq lists its product as uncharacterized. Lineage: Eukaryota; Viridiplantae; Streptophyta; Magnoliopsida; Poales; Poaceae. The record is from RefSeq and is a predicted model, not a curated record. Bases 716 to 1066 code for a protein of 116 amino acids. The transcript has 2 exons.